AUGCCAUCAACGCGCUCAAUCCUCGAAAAUGUAUUCGGGAUGCUCGGUGUCAUCUUCUGGUCCUUCCAACUCCUCCCCCAAGCCAUCGACAACUACCGUGCGAAAUCCACAGCAGGCCUCUCAUACUCCAUGUUCUUCCUCUGGACCCUUUGUUCCCUAGGCUUCGGGUCCUAUGGAGUUGUUGAGGAGUUGUCGAUCCCGUUGAUUGUCCAGCCGCAGAUCUUUGGUGUGUUGUCGACGGCGGGAGUUAAAAAUGAUGUCAAGGGAACGGUAGAAGCCGCAGGGAUAAUCCCCAUCCUCCUCCUAGUCUUGGGCUUCAUCCCGCAAUACUUCGACAUCUACCGGGACCGUUCCGUCGUCGGCGUAUCCAUGGCGUUCAUUUCAGCCGAUGCCGCGGGAGCCAUAUUCUCGAUUAUUUCGUUGAUUUUCAGGAGCGAGUUUGAUCUGCUGGCGACGCUGAAUUAUUGUGCAGUGCUUGUGUGUGAUUUGAUUGUGGUCGCGCUCUGGGUGUAUUUUAACAAGAUGCAUCCAGAGUUGGCGAAGGUGAAGGAGGUUGGACAGAAGGAUUUGGAGAAUGGUGAGAAUGAGAGUGCGGUUGUGACGAUUGUUGAGCCACAGGGUGAGGAGGGUGAGGAGAAGGAGCAACAGAACGGGCAUCGUCAUCAUUUGCAUUUGGACUUGCAUGGUACGACGGUGCCUAACCAUCUUCAUGCCGAGCCUGUUGCCAAGACAACAACAGCGUCAGCAACAGUGACAGGGUCUGCAUCGCAGGUGUCGUUGUCAAGUGCUCACUCCAACAGCACUGUUGCGCAACCAUAA
Molecule: messenger RNA, 819 nt
Organism: Linnemannia hyalina
Lineage: Eukaryota; Fungi; Mortierellomycota; Mortierellomycetes; Mortierellales; Mortierellaceae
Source: the annotation of a GenBank genome assembly